Molecule: messenger RNA, 1437 nt
Organism: Penicilliopsis zonata CBS 506.65
Lineage: Eukaryota; Fungi; Ascomycota; Eurotiomycetes; Eurotiales; Aspergillaceae
Exons: 5
Coding region: 1-1437 (478 amino acids)
Biological process (GO): transmembrane transport
Molecular function (GO): transmembrane transporter activity
Source: RefSeq, a predicted model, not a curated record
AUGGGGACACGAUUUAUAUCGUGGAUCUCGAGGUCGGAGAAAAGAUCCACAAAGCCUAAAUGGAUCGCGUUCCGAUCGUCGAGAGGGUUCAUCUGUUUUGUGGUUACGAUUGCAGUUUUCACGGAUGUUUUCCUCUAUGGAAUGAUCGUCCCUGUCACCCCGACUGCUCUGCAGCAGAAAGUGGGAUUGUCAUCAGACCAUGAACAGAAAUGGACUUCUAUCCUUCUUGCUCUCUAUGCAGCUGCCUUGCUGGCGGUUUCUCCUGUCUCCGGCUACCUGGCCGAUCGGAUGCAAACUAGACGAUGGCCAUUGCUGACAGGUCUCGUGGCGCUGGCAGCGUCUACAUCGCUCCUCUGUGUUGGGAACACCCUUGGCCUUUGGAUCGCGGGUCGGAUUUUCCAGGGGGCAUCGGCCGCGGUGGUCUGGACGGUGGGACUGGCGCUGCUGGUCGACACAGUCGGAAAGGAGAGCCUGGGCCAGUUCUUGGGCUACACGUCCAUGGGACUCAGUCUGGGGGCCAUGACGGGUCCGCUCUUGGGUGGUGUGAUUUACCAGAGUGGCGGAUACUACGCCGUCUUCGCGACUGCAUUUGCUGUGAUUGGGGUGGACAUUGUGCUUCGACUGGCGCUCAUUGAGAAGCGACAUGCAGCACCGUGGCUGGAGUCGGAGAAGGUGUCAAGAGAAGAACAAGUGACUCACUAUUCGCAAGAGACCAAAUCCGUGGCUACCGAAGCAGACAGAACAGCCAUCGCAGAGAAACCGGUCCCCGCCGUGCUUCGUCUGCUCGCGUCUCCGCGUCUUUUGUCUAGUCUCUGGUCCUACUUCAUCAUUGCGUUACUCCUGGCUUCCUUUGACGCCGUUCUCCCCCUCUAUGUCCAAGACACAUUUGGCUGGGAGCAGACGGGCCAGGGUCUGAUCUUUAUUCCCAUGUCAAUCCCUCAGCUCAUCAAUCCAGCAAUCGGGGCAUUUAUCGACAGAUAUCCCGGUUCACGCCGGUACCUCGGUGCAGGCAGCUUCGUCUGUUCUGUCCCAGUCUAUGUCCUCCUGCGGCUGGUGACACACAACUCGAUGCAGCAGAAAAUCCUAUUGUGUGCUCUGUUGACCCUUCUUGGUGUCUGCAUUGCCGUUCUGAUCCCAGUCAUUAUCCUUGAGAUCAACGAGAUCGUCGAGGAGGAAGAGAAGAAAUCUCCAGAGAGCUUUGGAAAAGGGGGCGCCGUAGCACAGGCCUACGGCAUGUCAAACGCCGCCUUCGCUGCUGGCAGUCUAGCCGGGCCCUUUUUCGCAGGCUACAUUCGGACCAGCGCAGGAUGGGGCACGAUGGCAUGGACUCUUGGGUUGCUCAGCGGGGUGACAGGACUCCCGGUAGUCUUGACUGUAGGUGGAUGGAUUGGAACCAAGUCAACGGGCCCAGCAGUCGAAGAGAGGGUGGAGGCGUAA